Molecule: messenger RNA, 1772 nt
Organism: Drosophila yakuba
Lineage: Eukaryota; Metazoa; Arthropoda; Insecta; Diptera; Drosophilidae
Exons: 1
Coding region: 1-1764 (587 amino acids)
Source: RefSeq, a predicted model, not a curated record
AUGACAUGGUUGGUCAUAAUACUCUGCUUCCGAGGAUAUUUUGCAGUCCAAAUGGCGAAUAUUUCCGUCCAAGACCAGAGCCUCAUGGAUUACGAGUUACUUCGCCUUCUUCUAAAACUACGCCAGGAGGAGUUUUACGAUACAUUGCUGGUCUAUGGAGAGGAUUGUGAAUUUCAUUCGCUAACCAGAAAUUUAGAUGUUGCCGUAGUGCUGCUGUCGGAUACCAUGAAUUUUGAUUGGAUUUUUAGCAGCCUCACCUUGAUACUCAGUUGUGGACUUGGCAUAGAAAAAGGAGGAUCCAAUAGUACAACUUUUAAGCUGCAACGGAACAGGCGACUAGUUGUAUUAAAAGGAGAUGUUCAACCAAGUAAUAUAUGUGAUAUAUACACCCAAAAGGAUCAAUAUAACAUAGCCUUCGUGAAAGAAAACUUUGGCGAGUCAAAUGUCAUAUACUCCUGUCGCUAUUUUCAAGAGCCUAACAUAGAAGAAGUACAUUUAUCAGAGGCGAGGCCUAUCUUUAUAGAACAAUUUCGAAAUAUGAAGGGAAAAGCAAUCAGAAUUGUGCCAGAUCUCUUGCCACCUCGAUCCAUGCAGUACCAGGAUGCAAAUGAAACGAAGAUGAUUGGCUAUGUGGCAAACUUAAUCAAUAACUUCGCACAGAAACUGAAUGCCACCUUGCAGUUACACAUUCUGAAUCCUUCAACGAGCAUCACAGAGAUAUCAAGGAUGGCUAGGGACGAUGAGCUUGAUAUGGGCGUGUUUUUAGAGGCCUCAUUAUUUUCAACAAAUCUUGACACGGCGAGCUAUCCUUACCUCUUGACAUCAUACUGUCUUAUGGUUCAGGUUCCAGAAAAGGUGCCGUAUAAUUGGGUAUAUGCCAUAAUUGUGGAUCCGCUCGUCCUGGGAAUAAUCUUUGUAAUGUUCUGCCUGCUGUCUUUACUGCUAAUUUAUAGUCAAAAAAUGUCAUGGCAGAAACUGAGCCUGAGCAACAUAUUACUUAAUGAUAAGAGCCUGCGAGGACUCCUGGGUCAAUCUUUUCCGUUUCCAUUGAAUGCUAGCAAAAAGCUGCGGCUGAUUUUCACCAUUUUAUGCUUUGCAAGCAUAAUGCUUAAUACGAUGUACGAUGCCUACUUGCAAUCCUACUUCACGGACCCACCAUCUGAACCGUACAUUCGAUCCUUCAAGGACAUUGGUAAGCUUCGUCAUAAGACUGUCAUCACCGCAACUGAGGCAAACGUGCUAACUAGCACUAACAACACAAAAUUUCUCGAAAUUCCUAAAAAGCACCUACGUAUCUACGAGAGUGCGCGGGAAUUGCUUGCUCUCCGAGAUACCUUCAACCUAAGCUAUAACUACUUGGUCACUGAAGACCGUUGGAGCUCCUAUGCGGAACAGCAGAAGCUCUUUAAGGAGCCAAUGUUCUACUACUCGAAUGAUCUCUGCUUCUCGCGCAUGAUCUUCUUUUCCAUUCCCCUGCGGAGACAGCUGCCCUAUCGACACCUCUUCAAUGAGCACAUGAUGCGACAGCAGGAGUUUGGCUUAGUGAAGUACUGGAAGGGCCACAGCUUCUUCGACAUGGUGAGACUUGGUCUAACGACUCUCGAGGACCUUAGUCAGCCAAAGCCAUACAGUCCUAGCCUUGUUAUGGAAGACAUCUCUUGGAUAGUGAAACUUUAUCUCAUCGCCACUUUGCUAUGUGUUUUCUGCUUUAUGUCGGAAUUAGGAUGGGAAAAGUGGAAGCGUUGGCGAGAAUUGAGAAAUUAAUCAAACCU